CAUACCCGUGUGGUGGCUACCUUUCUUGUGCCUUGUAUUUACACAUAUUUUGAUUAUUUAUUUACCUUGCCACAAAAUGCACCUUCACCACAUCAUUUAAUACUCAAAAAAUAUAGUCGAGGAUACCAUAAAAAAGAGGGACAAAGUGUGUGAGAGAUAGCAAGAAAAUUCACAUUGUACCAAUUGGUUUUUGCAGCUCCGGUGUCUUUCACAAUAACCUCAAGAAAUCACCCUAAAUCAAUCAAACUCCUCAACAGCACUUGUGCCGAAAUAUUUCAGUGUGGUCAUUUCUCUCGUCUUUUCGCGCCAUUAGCCAGGUAUCCAUUCAAGUGAUUCAUCGCACCACAAUUACUCAAUAAGAAAGUUAAUAGAAAGAGUGUUUUGAUACCUAAAUUGUCGAGAUUAAUCAAAUGUGCUCCUAAAACCACCUACACAUUCAGUUGGAUACUUCAGCCAUUGAGGAACUCAAGAAAAGAAAACAUCUCAAAAAAUUAUCCAUACAAAAUCGAAAGUGUUUCUAAUUGUAAAUGCAGCAAUAGGGACCAAUUUUAUUUAAAUUAACACCAACAAAAAAAAACCUCAAAGAAUAAAAACUUUUAUCCGUAAAAGACAAUUAAUAAUAAAAAACAAACCUAAACAUUGUGCAAAGAAGUGUGUUUUGGUGUAUCACAAAUCAAUAUAAUUGCCUUCAGUGUCAAAAGCUAAUACCCUUAAUGGUAUGUUUGGUAAAAAGAAAAAUCAGUGGAACAGUUUCGCCAGCUAUGAUAAAUUGAAAGAGUUGAAUGAUGAAAAAAAGAGAAUUUAAUUAAUUAGUGUUGAAGUUGUUUUUAACCAUUAUAUUUUUUUCUCAUAUAAUCCCGCAUCUCUUUACAUUUAAUACAAAAAAAAAAACAAAGAUUUGUACUAUAAAGUAUUUAGUGCAUAACUGGUGCAUUUUUCCGGUCAAUCUGGACACACGAGAAGAAAACCACACAUCUUUAACCAAUAAAAUUCCUUCAAGUGCAAGAUAAAAAAAAACGAGAGCCAACACACCAUAAAAUCCACGAGUUAUGCAAAUUCGCACUAUCGCAUUGAAAUACAAGCGAGACUUGCAAAAAAUCAAUUGAAAUCUCGAGCUUUUUUAUUGUUUCUUCUAUAGAGAGACCUUUUGCCUACCUAUCCAUAUAGUUUGUAUACGCGGAGGUGGUUUUUCUACUUCUUCGUUUACCAAUUCAUCUGGAUAACCACCCGAGAAUUGUUUUAAUAAAUUCUUUUUCUUGUGACUUUCAAUUAAUUCAAACCUGUCUCUCCUCUCAGUUACCAUCAACACCAUUCCCAGAGACAUUUAUAAAAAAGAUCUGCAUAUAAGAAUAAGUUAAAGUGUAUUUAAACUUUGAACUACAUAGACAAGAAAGACAGAGUGUUAUAGGAACUAGAUCAGUGUGUAUGAAAGACAAGAAAAUCAGUGCCAAAAUUAUAUUUGUACCAAGAAUCACAAUGUGGGCCUUAAAGGCCAGCCUUUUUAUUGGAUUCCUCACACUUGUGUCAGGAGCUGGUCCAGUACGACCGGGUACGGGUAAUCCGUCCCCACGUCUACCACGUACCAGUGCAAGUCAGCUUCUACAUGCCAACUCCACAGGAUUUAAAGCGCCACCUUCGGCAAAGAAUCAGACAAACCACGGGAGGCCAACACUGAGAACAAGGGAACAACAACUUCUGAACGUGUUUGAAGUUGUGGUGUCAACACUCGAGGGAAAAUUGCAGCGAAUCGACAAUCUCGACAAAGCGGUUGAGCAUCUAAUGAGACGAGUCGAGGCACUCGAUAGUCGUGUUGCGGACAACAUUCACAAGAAUGACGUUGUCAUUUCGAAAUUACUCUCACUGGACAAUCGAUUAGCCUUCGAUGGCAAAGCAUCCGAUGCACCCGCUAAAGGAAGCCUACUGGACACGCGCUUGGUGCUGCUUGACCAGAAACUCCUCGAAAUUGACAGUAAACUGGAAGUGCUGAAGAAUCAAAUUGAUUCAAAUUUCCUACCUGUGGACGACAUAAAUGCCGAGGCGAGUGAGAAGAAACCAAUUAGUAUGAAUGUAAUUGAAAUAACAAAAUCCAUGAAUGCCGAAGUAAUACAGCAUGUUUCCAAGGAAUUGGAUCAAUUGCGCACAUCGACCGAUUCAAUUGACAAGAAAUUGCAAUUCCACAUUAAUAUCGCCUCGGAGAAUUUGGGUAAAAUGCUGAGACAACUCAAUGAUAUUCACGAAGCUGUUGUUGAUCAACAGGAACUCCCAAUGCCACAUUUCAAUGCAACCACAACAACUGCCCCACCCCCAAUGGUAAAAGCCAGCAAAAUUGAUGUUCUCGUGCGCCAAAUGCGCCCAAUCAUGACUGUGUCGGAGAAGAUGGAUGAGGUGUGGGACGUUGUUGUUGGUACAAAGAGUUCCGUGGAUGAUCUCGUGCCAAAAUCUGAUGCCCUCCUCACAAAUACCCAGCGUCAGGAGCGUGCCAUAGGUGAAAUCCAUCAGGAUUUGCGAGCCAAGACAAAUUUAAUUAUCGAAAAUCUCGAUAUGGUCGAGAAGAGGCUGAAAAAGCAAGAGGAUGAUGUUGCAGUGCUGGCCCAGAGGCCAGUACCCGCUGAACUUCUCAUGGAUCCAACCAUUGAUCGCCUCGUCGAAUACGAUCCUAAUCGGUAUUCUAUCGUGGAAGACUUCACAGAAGCUUUACCAACAACGACAUAUCCUUCAGCAAGUACAUCGACAACGGCGAAAACGACGACGACAACGACAACGACACAGAGUUCACCAAGUAUAGCAGUUAACACGGUAAACGCAGUGUCAAACUCAUCAACGACAUCCAAACCACUGUCACGAAAAGGUGGAAUAAUUUUCCCGAGUGUUAAGAAUAAACCUUCUGUGGUUACCACCUUCACUACCGAUAUAUUGAGCUUUAAGGAUGUCAAGGGUUUCUCAUGCGUGGACCUACUUAACGCUGGAAUGCGACAAUCUGGAGUUUAUUAUUUGCAAAUUCGUGGUACAACAUAUUGGUUCCUCAAAGUAUUCUGCGAACAGGAGAUUGGCGAUGGUGGAUGGACGGUAAUCCAGCGGCGUGAUGACUUUGGUGAGCCACGAGAGAACUUCAAUCGCGAUUGGGCAGACUACAAGAAUGGCUUUGGCGAUCCAUCAAAGGAAUUCUGGUUGGGCAAUGAAAACAUCUACAUGCUGACAAACAAUGAAGAUUACGCGCUGCGUGUAGAAUUGGAGGACUUUGAGGGAAACAAGAGAUACGCGCAAUAUUCACACUUUAAGAUUCACUCAGAAGCGGAUUACUACAAACUAGAGAUUGAUGGAUACGAAGGCAAUGCCGGUGAUUCGCUAAACGAUCCAUGGUAUGGAUCCAAUAAUAGUCCAUUCUCCACAUACAAUCGUGACAAUGAUAGAAGUUCCCUGAACUGCGCAAGUAUGCUCAAGGGUGGUUGGUGGUGGAAGUCCUGCGGACGAGGCCUCAACGGGCUGUACCUGCACGACCCACAAGACUUGACGGCGCGACAGGGAAUCGUGUGGUUCCGCUGGCGCGGCUGGGAUUACACGCUCAAAAAGGCCACAAUGAUGAUCCGGCCACGGCCACAACUCGCGACGUCGUAAAGGUGCCGCGUGUGUGUCAUUUUUAGGUGAACAAAGUAUAAAAAAAAAGAAAACUCCUAUUUAAAUGAAAAACAAUUCGUCCCACAUGCAAAAUUCCUUUCGAAGCAACUCUUCCGGUGAUUGUGUCCCACCAGCAUCCUCCUGAAUUGCUCUCUCGCUCUCUCCCACUUUACCAUUCAACCGCUCCUCCGGGAGAAGUCCAAAGAAGGAGGGUGGUGCGUGGGAUGCAGGAGGAAGAGAUAUGAAAAUUUAGUUGAUAUUCAAAUGAUUUUGAGUGCAAUUGAGGGAAAAACAAAACAAAAAAUACUCCAAUUUAUUUUUCUCUUGAGGAAAAAAAAUUCUCGCGAGCAACUUUCGAGGGAUUUCUGUGGAUUUCAGUAUUUUAUCUUCGUGUAUAAAGAAAAAUCACAUUCCACCCUCUACUCUUCUUUCCCCCCUUUGCUAAUUCGUGUGUCAUCAUUCUCAUUCGAUUUCAUUAAGUGUUUUUUUUUAUUUGUUUUUAAUAAAUUAUUUACUCAUGUUGACCAUUUUUUUUUACAUCAUAAAACAUUCAUUUUGAUCGCAACAUCGAGCAUAAUUCCUCUCUCUAAAAAAACCUCUUCCUGUGAGCAUUUUGCAAUAGAAAAUUUUAUCUUGAUGUUUGCCCAGUUUCCCUGAAAAUGUGGAGACGCGGGGGCCCCACGAAGAGCCCCACAGAAAACAAAAUUAGAAGAUAAAAUAGUUGUUGACAAAUGAAAAAAAAAAAACUUGCCGAUUUAUUGUAACCAAUUUUAGCAGUUAUGUUAGCAAUUAAUGUUAAAAUAUUUUCUAUGUAAAUAUCGUUUGUAUGAAGUAGUUUGUAAAUGUCUAUUUUGUAUGAAAAUUGUAGUUAAAAAAAAACUCUAAAUAAAUAAGUUUUUGAGAAAAA
Messenger RNA from Lutzomyia longipalpis, 4522 nucleotides. RefSeq names its product angiopoietin-2. The coding region runs from base 1426 to 3615 and encodes 729 amino acids. The record is from RefSeq and is a predicted model, not a curated record. The transcript is spliced from 7 exons. NCBI's taxonomy places the organism in Eukaryota, Metazoa, Arthropoda, Insecta, Diptera, Psychodidae.